AUGGCAUAUAGUACUUUUAUAUUAGAGCACUAAUAUGAUAUAUAGAGAAAGCAUGCUCCAGGUUUGAAGAUAAAAAAAAUAGAUUACAGUUCUCUUCAACAAUAAUAGAGUGGUAUGUAAAAAUUCAAUGGAGUAUAAAGCUAAUUAAUAAAACAAUAGGUUUUACAUAAAUCUCCAACUUAAAAAAAUCUUAAAACCAAUCAUUUAUCUCCUCUCUAAAAAUGUCCCAGCAAUUAUUUUAAAGCUAAUCCUAAUAAUUUUUAAAAGAGAAAUCUAGAAAUAGAUAUCUAAUUGCAAGAGGAAGAAGAGAAUUAGCAGCAAUUACUUAGAAAAAACUUGAAUUAAAAGCUAAGAAAUUUAAGAUUCUAUACAUAUAUCAUGAAUGACUCUAGAUGGAAGCCUGAUUCUAGAGAAAAUCACACUUUAGUCAACAACAACGGUACUCUAUUCUUGUAUGGAGGUAUAGGAUGUGAAAUUUACAAAGAAGUUAGUGCUCUCAAUACUGAAAACUGGUAAUGGUUUGAUUUAAAUUAAGAUGGUGAUUAACCAUCUGAGGGGAGAUAAGGACAUUCUUUAGUUUGUUAUAAGAAUUAAUUGGUUCUUUUCGGGGGAGAGAGAAAAUACAAUAAGAAUGUAAGGAUAAGAGAGUGUUUUAGCGAUUGUAGAAUUUUCAACUUGAAUACCAGAUAAUGGACUCUUGUUAGAUAAUUUGGGGAUUUUCUUGAGAGUAGGAGAAACCACACGGCUUGUUUAGUUGGAAAAUUUUUAAUAAUAAUCGGUGGAGUAGAUUCUAAUGGAAAAUACUUAAAUGAUGUAUGUUCUGUUAACUUAGAAACUAGCAAAUCAAUACAUCUAGAUUAAAUCGAUGGUUAUGCAGAUGGAAUAGCUUUUAGUGCAUGCUGUUCGGUUUUCAAAAAUGAAACCAAAAUCGAAAAUUUAUACCUUCCGUUUGAGAAAGCAUAAGCAAAAUAAAAUAAAGGAAUCAAUUAAUCUUACUUGCAAGGUAUUUAUGUGUUUGGAGGAAGACAAGAAAAUGGAGAUGCUUUAAAUAACUUAAGGGUACUUCAAUUAGGCAGAAAACCUUUGAAAUGGAUUGAUCUCGAAUUCACAGGUUAAUAGCCUGAAGGUAGAUUCAGUCACACUUUAAGCUACUAUAAAGAGUUCAAUUCUUUAAUUUUAGUGGGUGGUAGAAAUGAAGUUUAUUAUUCAAAGUAAGGUUCAAACAUAUUUUAGGAUAUUUAUAUGUUUUCUCUUGAGUUUUCUGAGUGGAUUAAAAUUGACAUGAGAGGUGGUGAAUACUAAGCAAGAUGUUCUCACUCUGCAGCUAUCAUUGAUACCAAAAUUAUUAUAUUUGGCGGUAUUUCUCAUCAAGGAAUAUGCAGCUCAGAUUUGUUAGUAAUCGAAUUAGAUCAGAAAAAAUGUCAAUCCUUCUUAAAGGAGCACAACCAGCGAAUUCAAGAAAUAGAUAAUAAAAACUAAAAAAAUUCUAUGCAGCUGAAACAUUAAUUCUCAAUUGAUGGGAUUAUUUCUAAUGAAAAUUAUAUAUUUUAGGUACCUUCUUCAUGCAGACAGAAUAAAUACUUAACAGUGAAAAAUAAAAUUAGCUCAAAUCGCAAUUAACUAAAUUUUAAGAGUGAAUAUUUUCCUGACAAUAAUAAUUAAUAGUAUGAAAAUACAAAAGAACACGAACAUCAAUAGGCUAUUAUCUAAAGUAGGCAUAACUUAAAUCAUCAUAUUAACAACCAUUAAAACUCAAAUACAAAUGAUAGAGUACAUGCAAAAUUUGAAAAGUGUAAAACAUUUCUACCUUUACCAUUAGUACCUAAAAGAAAUACUCUUUUGUUUGGAAAUUUAACUUAUGAAUCUUAAAAAAGACUUUCAAUAUAAAAAAUAUUCUAAGAUAAAAAACUCACAUAAAAUGUUUAAAAAGUAGACUAAAAAAGUAAUUUGUCUGAAAGUAGCAAGAUUUCUAGCAACAUUUCUUUUGGACAAGAUAUUUGA
Molecule: messenger RNA, 2001 nt
Organism: Tetrahymena thermophila SB210
Lineage: Eukaryota; Ciliophora; Oligohymenophorea; Hymenostomatida; Tetrahymenidae
Product: kelch motif protein
Exons: 4
Molecular function (GO): protein binding
Source: RefSeq, a predicted model, not a curated record